AUGGCUCGGCCAAGAAAGCUGCGAGAAUUCAUAGGCCGCCUCAAAGACAACGCUUCACUAAUCAAAGCAAACUUAACCACAAAACGCACCGUUUCUUCGAUAAAAAUCGCCAUCCUCCGCGCCACCAGCCACAGCUCCACCGCCGCCCCACCGGAGCACCAACUAGACGCCAUCCUCAGCCUCGGCCACGAUGUUAAUCUUCCCCUUGCAUGCGCAUGCGUUGAAGCUGUCCUAGACCGUCUUCACAACACUCGGAGCCCUUACGUGGCACUGAAAUCCCUCUUCAUCCUGCACAACAUCAUUACCCACGGUUCCUUCAUCCUCAAGGAACAGCUCUCUCUCUACCCUUUGACCGGCGGUCAAAAUUCUCUCAAGCUUACGAGGUUUAGUAACAAAAGCAACCUUGAAAAUUGGGAAUUGUCCCAAUGGGUCCGGUGGUACGCUAGUGUUUUGGAACGUAACUUGAUCACUGCCAGGAUUUUAGGUUGCUACCUCUGUUGCACCUCCUCAUCUUCAAAGUUUCAAGAAAAUGGAAAUAACAAGAUUGCUAUUCGACCACCAGACUGCGAUUUACUGAAAGAAAUUGAUUCUCUUGUGUGCAUGGUUGAAGGGAUUUGUGCUGCACCUGAGUCGUUACAUUACCAAAGAUUGGAUUUGGUGCACGAAUUCAUGUUAUUGGUGAGCGAGGACUAUCGUUUUACUCAGCAUCAAAUUAUGACGAGACUCAAUGAGUUAGGUGACCGGACGGCGAGGAUGAGCUACGAUGACUCGGCCGAGUUGAUAUGCUGUUUGAAGAGGCUGGAGGACUGCAGGAUGAGGUUAGUGGAAAUGUUUGCAAACAGGAAAAGAAACGAUGAAUUUUGGGAUUUGGUCAGACAAACCAGAGUGGGACUGGAGGAGCUGAAUGAGAAGCGAGAUAGAGGAAGAAUGGUGGUGUGGAAGGGAUGGAAAGAUGAAACAACUGAGCUAACUCGGUUUGUUGAUCAGCGAGUUAUGGGAACGAGUGAGGUAAUCAAGCUCUCGCCCUGUAGAAGUCAAUGGUUAACUGUUUCGGCCGCCGUAGCGUGA
Messenger RNA from Coffea eugenioides, 1068 nucleotides. RefSeq names its product putative clathrin assembly protein At4g40080. Gene Ontology annotation, cellular component: clathrin-coated vesicle; clathrin-coated pit. Gene Ontology annotation, biological process: vesicle budding from membrane; clathrin-dependent endocytosis; clathrin coat assembly. The transcript has a single exon. The record is from RefSeq and is a predicted model, not a curated record. Gene Ontology annotation, molecular function: SNARE binding; 1-phosphatidylinositol binding; clathrin heavy chain binding. Lineage: Eukaryota; Viridiplantae; Streptophyta; Magnoliopsida; Gentianales; Rubiaceae. Bases 1 to 1068 code for a protein of 355 amino acids.